AGCAAAUUCAUCAGUACCAAAGAACAUAAUAUCCCAUGGUGGUGACGACUUAUAGGUGGCUGCACAUUUUGCUUUGUGUGUACAGGGAGUGGUUAACUUCCUCCUAGUGUACAAGGGCUCCCGCAUUUUUCUUAACUGAAUUCACUGGCUUUGAGACUGAAGGAUCAGUUGGUGGUGACGCUGGGGAAGCAGCGUAGUGUGAGAGUGUGGGGGCAGUGGUAGGGGGCCACUAGCACCACUCCCCUGCCUUGGAUGACAGCAAACAUUCUCAUUAAGCUGUUCAAUGAGUGUCUAAAGUAAUUGGAAGAUGCUGUGGUGCUGGCACCUCCAUCUGGGAGCAACCCUGUAUUGGUUGGUCAGUGGUCUAGUUAGUGCAAGAGUAUGCAUGGAAGCUAGACCUGUGUCCAACCCUUCCUCUGAGAGAAGAGGUAUGGCUGGAAUCUAUGGCAGUAUUCAUCACUUCCUCUUGGAUCCUGCACCAGUUUCCUUCCCUCACUGAAGGGAACCUACAAGAUACAGUAAUGAGUACUGUACUGUCACUAAGUAAUACAAGCUCCCAGCCGAGAAGCAGUAUUCGACAUGAGUGAUUCUGAUAGUGAUAUUGACUCCUAUGGCCCCCCUUUACCACCUGGUAUGGGAUCUGGAUCACAUAAAAAGAACAAAGUUGCAACAAAAACUCCAUCUGAUGACACUGAAGAUUUAGAUGAAGAUGACUAUAUGCCAGAUUUACCACCACACUUAGUAGGCAAGAAAAGAACAAACAAUGACUCCCAAAGUGCCAAUCUCUCUGACACAAGUGUAAGUCAAAACCUUCAAAGACAAAAUUUAAAGAGAACUGGUGAGGUACAUACUGAACAUCCCCAAAGUAAAGCAGCUAAACCAAACCAGGAACGAACACCAGAUAUUGGGUCUGAUGAUGAUGAUGAUAUGUAUGUGCCAGCUCUACCUCCACAUUUGUUGAACAAAAAGCAAGAGAAAGCUACAAGUUGUGACAAUAGACGUAUCCUUGGACCAACAGUUCCAAAAUAUUUUACUCUACCUGUGGAAUCAUCUAAUGUGAGCACUGAUGGGGAGGAAAACAGUGAAAGUGAAGACAGUGAUGGGCCAGUAAUUGGGCCUCUACCAUCCACACAGAAAUUCAGUGAGGAAGAAUACAGAAUCAGACAACUAGAGCUUAGGGCAAAGAGAAUGAAGGACAAGCUAGAAGGGAAAGAUGCACAGGACAACAAGCCACUGGUACGUGAAUCAUGGAUGCUAGAAUUACCAGAAGACAAACCCAACUUCUGUGGUCUAGCUCCUCGUCAAUUUUUGCGUAAGACUCCACAAGUAAAAGGAGAUCGCUCAGGAUGGACUGAUACUCCCGCUGAUAAAGCAAGAAAAAUGGAGAUGGGUAAAGAAGAGGAACAGCAGGAAUUAACUCCUGAACUAAUUGCAAGCAAACAACGUGACAAAGAGCUUUCUGAAAAAGUGGAUAAACAUAACCAGUCUAAAAGAGCCAAACCUCUCAUUGACAUGCACAAGAAGAAACUAAAGGAGACAAAAAAGAAGUCUGGACCAGAAGAGAGACGUCCUUUCAGCCGCGAGGAAGACAUGAAUGUGAAUAAAUUUGAUGAUGCACAGAAAAAUACUAUCAUAAAGAAGGCACGGCAGCUUAAUGACAGAUUUUCUGCUGGAGGUAGAAAGUUUUUGUAAUUUUAUAACAAUUAUUUACUUACCUUAGAAGUGAUAAAUACUUUAGAUUUAAUAGAUUUAUAACCUUUCUGUAGGUGGCUAGGAUAAUGCACUCACUAAGCUGUUGGUUUAAAGCCAUGAGACUUACCGGCUAACAUUAGUGGCUGGGACAAAUCUUAGAAGUGAUCUGUUCGUCCAAUUUCCCCUGUAAGGAAAUGUAGAAGUAAAGGUUUGCCUUUAGUAAACUAGAGGGAUGUGCUCCAGUUAGUGCACCCUGUCAUACAUUACAAUUUGGCUUCAGUGGUAAACCCCUUUUAUUCCUGGCCAUUCCAACACACCAAGCAAGUGGUUCCAUUGCUGGGUGGCUCUAUUUUUGCAGGUUAAUGCUGUCUGUCUCUUAUUACUAAGCCCAAUUUAUUUUUUUCUUCUUCAUUUAAUAAGCUCUUUUGAGAGAAUAUUAGGUUCUUUUGGGUGUAUUGGGAUCUGUUAACAAGUUGAUAUCAUAUUGUAUUGUUCACUGUGAAUUAAUAGGUUAUUUGACCACUUGGGCUCUUUCCCAGAUAAGGAUUAAGACAUGUGCUUCCACUAGAAUUGGACUCUUACACAAAGGGUAGUUCCAACACCAUGAUACCAGGUCUUGUACUCUGGAGGGAACUCUCAGGUUGAAUUAAUAUUUUCUCACAUUGAAGUCAAAAUAAAUUGCUUUUAAUGCUUGAACAUGAACUCUCAUCUGAAUGAUUAAGAGGUGAUUAAUACUGUGCUUGUGUUCAAUGCAUAUGGAUAGUUUGGAAUUUUAACCUUAAUGCCUUGGGAAAUAAUAAUGUCAUGCAUGGGAAACUUAAAAAUCAGAGUCUUGCAUUUUAGCUGCAAGCCAGAGUUGGGGGUGAUAUGUCCAGGGGUCAGUGUGUUUCUGUUUAUGAGAUUUGCCUAAUUUAAGGACUGUUUGUGUCUGUUUUUGGAGCUUGGGAUGUGCUUAUCUGGAUAUAUUUAUCUUAUUUACUAAACUUAUCUUGGAAGGAGGUUUCCCUGGCUGGGGGUCAUGAGAUGUACAGUAGUGCUCUCCAUACUGUCUAGAAUAAAACUGAGGUUUGCUUGAGAAUUUCUUUGUGCUCGGGGAGAACAUGCCAAAGGUAGCAUUGCCACUCAACUUUUUUAAGUAUUGUACCAAAUUCGAUCACUAAAAGGUACCAAUUCAGUACAAAAGGUACCAGACUUAAAAACAAAGUGUAACACUCAAUUUCAUUAAAGCUGCACAUCUUUCAUGCCCUUUGCUUCUUCGGGCACAGACAUCUUAUUGUAAUGUACAGUCUCUCCUCGACUUAUGACGGUCAUUGUCGUUAUAUUAUACAGUAUUAAAAUAUUUUACAUUAUUUUCUGGUCUAGGCAUUUGGUUGUAAUGUCUAACGAUGCCUUACGACAACUUCGGCUGGCACGCUGCCACGUGUGUACAGCAUCCACGUCAUACCCCGUCGGAACAGAACCCCGUCGUAAGUGGAGGAGAAACUGUACAGUAUAUUGACUUUUUCCACGAGUUUCAUAGGGGUUUGCCAGGACUUACUAUUAACAUCUUGAAGCACAUUUUUGUUGUGUAGUAUUCUAUUGAGUGUGUCUGAGGUAAGACAAAAUCUGUUUUUUGUUUUGAUGGUAGUCACCAUUGAGAAUGUUAUCUCUGCAACAGCAGAAGGAUGAGGCAAUGAUAAUAAAUUCAACUUGAGUCUUGAUAAAUUGGGAAAUCUUGGUUGAUCACCACAUCUUUUGGCACAGUUGAUUGAUUGAUUAAUUGGGGAAAAUAUCCCAUUAAGUUUAAAUAUAAAAAUUAAAAUAAAUAAAUUACCGGUGCUCAUUUAAAAAUCACAAGCAGUAAAGUAUCUCUAUUGUAAUAAAAAAAAAUUAAAAGUC
Homarus americanus (American lobster) is the source of this 3570-nucleotide messenger RNA. Its product is annotated as GPALPP motifs-containing protein 1-like. The record is from RefSeq and is a predicted model, not a curated record. The coding region runs from base 580 to 1692 and encodes 370 amino acids. Lineage: Eukaryota; Metazoa; Arthropoda; Malacostraca; Decapoda; Nephropidae. The transcript is spliced from 8 exons.